AUGACAGCAUCGACAGCCUCAUACACAACACAAAUACGUUUCUGCAGAGCACUAAACGUCGUACGAUCGCUACCUGACAAGGGUGCAUUACAACCGACUUCGACAGAGAAACUCAACCUCUAUGGAUUGUACAAGCAAGCAACACAAGGAGACUGCAGCAUUUCACGUCCUUCAUCAAGGCAAAUGAGCCGCUAUGCCAAAUGGAAAUCAUGGGAGCGUAGACGAGGAUUGAGCCCUGUGGAUGCACAACGUCUUUAUGUUAACUCUUUGGUUGAAUUACUUGUCGAGUUUAUUAACAGAUACCCUGAUCAUGAACAAACAUCUACUUUGAGCGAUGCCCUUCAAUACAUUGAUAUGAAGGAGGUUGACGAAGAAGGAGCAGAAACAUUUGUGGAUGCUUGGGAUCCUGAGGAAGCAGAAAAAGAAGAAUAUUACCUCGCUCAUUUGGGACCACAUCAGCUCGAGUUAUCGCCUGAACAACAACAUCGCUAUCGAGAUUUCCCAACACCAUCCCUUGCGACCUUUACUUCCAAUGGAAGUACGCAUCAGAACUUUCCAGAAACACCUGAUUUAUCUCCACCCACCUAUCGCAAACAUCGUAGCAAAUACGUUCGACCCAACGACUUUUUAGCAACUCGCAGCGUUAUUUCUGAUACCGAUACCAUUGACCGUGAAGUAGCUGCAGCAACAGCUUCGCUCGGCAUCAGCUCACCUAGUUACCAUCCUUACAAACCAGCGCCAUCCGAACGUGCAAUUGAAGGAUUACAAACCGAUAUCACAGCCCUUUCAGAGCAAUUGGAUAUGAUGCGCAAAAGUUUGGCGGAUCGAGAAAAGCGUGAUCGUGAUAUGGUGCGUUGGUCAUGGUUACGACUCGUCAAGGCGGUGAUCAAGCAUACCCUCAUCAAUUCAUUUGUCCUAUUACUUAUCUUUUUGGUGUUACUGAAACGAAAGUCGCCUAUCGCACUUGCCAUUGCUCACUACAUGGCUCCCCGUAUACGAGAGGCUACCAAGUACUUGGUUCAUCGCGUGGUCUUUUGGAAGGUCACUGUGUAG
Messenger RNA from Lichtheimia ornata, 1053 nucleotides. RefSeq lists its product as uncharacterized. The record is from RefSeq and is a predicted model, not a curated record. Bases 1 to 1053 code for a protein of 350 amino acids. Gene Ontology annotation, molecular function: fatty-acyl-CoA binding. Gene Ontology annotation, biological process: fatty acid metabolic process. The transcript has 4 exons. NCBI's taxonomy places the organism in Eukaryota, Fungi, Mucoromycota, Mucoromycetes, Mucorales, Lichtheimiaceae.